AUGUUUUCUGGGGCCAAUGGUGCCGCAUUCUCCGGAGGAUAUGGCUCUCCGUUUUGUCCAUCGAUGAUGAUUCCUUGCGAUAUUCCCUGUCCGCAACCUGUCCCAUGUCCAGUUCCUGUUCAAGUCCCUUAUUACAAAACUAUUCUUCAGCCUUAUGAUGUGCCGAUUCCACAUACAAUUCAACCAGUAGGCGUCCCAGUCCCUGUUGGAGUACCUGUUCAGCAACCCAUAAUCAUUCCUGUCGAUAGACCUGUUGGAGUACCUGUUCAGCAACCCAUAAUCAUUCCUGUCGAUAGACCUGUUGGAGUUUGUGUACCACAACCAGUAGGAGUACCUGUGGAAAGACAAGUUGGCGUUCCUUGUCCGGUAGGUGUUCCUGUCCCGCAGCCUUAUCCAGUGCCUCAACCCAUUUAUGUCAAACAACCAGUCGGUGUUCCGUACCCGAUAGAAAGGAGAUGGAGAGAUAGAAUGGAGAUGGAACAGGGAUACUAUUCUUCUCCAUCAUAUCGUCAUACACAACAUAUUGUCGAAAAACCAAUCAUAAUUCGUCAGCACAGACGACGACGUUGUAGAUCUUCACCAGUUCAACCGAUUAUAAUUCCUAUAGUUAUUCAAGCACCAGUACAACAACAACAACAACAACGAUUACAAGUAACGGAGUACAUACAAGAUAUUUAUCCACCACCUCAAGUAGUCACCGAACAAGUACCGGUUAAAUAUAUGACAAAUAAUAUAGCUGUACAACCACCUGGAUUAGUUUCUAUAAUUCCAGAUGCCAGAAACGUUCAACAAUUUUCAGCGACAUCUUUAAACUGUCAACCGGGAACAGUUAUACUAGGAAAUCAACGACAACCACAACAAUUUAUACAAAUGGUACGACCAGGUGGACUAAAUCCGUCGAAUCAAAUCUUUGCUACUGCCAUGAUUUCGCCCCCAACAUCUGGUGUCAUCGGAGCUUCUCCUAUUUUUGGUGCAUAA
Molecule: messenger RNA, 978 nt
Organism: Didymodactylos carnosus
Lineage: Eukaryota; Metazoa; Rotifera; Eurotatoria; Philodinida; Philodinidae
Source: the annotation of a GenBank genome assembly